Penicillium taxi is the source of this 891-nucleotide messenger RNA. RefSeq names its product cell division control protein 14. NCBI's taxonomy places the organism in Eukaryota, Fungi, Ascomycota, Eurotiomycetes, Eurotiales, Aspergillaceae. Bases 1 to 891 code for a protein of 296 amino acids. The record is from RefSeq and is a predicted model, not a curated record. The transcript is spliced from 2 exons.
AUGGAGACUCUGUUGGCGCAUUCAUUCGAUUACCUCUCUUCUUAUGAGACAGGUAAGAUCAGAAAGGGUUUGCGCCAGGUUGAGGGCUUGUUAGCCCAAAUCUGCUUAUCCAAGUCCAAACUGAAGCCUGACAGACGAAAGUCUUACUUGGCUACGGAGGAGCAGCCGGUGCCCAAGGGACUGUCAGAAUUGCGCGAUGAUCCGGCCUUUCGUGAAUUUUUCAAAUUGCAAGAAGGCUUUCAAUGGAAUGUUGCUAUGCGAUUAGUUUCUUGCCUCGAGCGACUUCUCGGUCGUGGAACCAGCGGCACGAAUGAUAUCUUGAUCGUCUGUACUCUAGACCUUAUUCAAGGCGCAUUGCUCCUCCACCCGCCGUCGCGAACUCUCUUCGCACGUGAAAUCUACAUGAACCUCCUUCUCGACCUUCUAGAUCCGAUAAAUUGCCCGGCAAUCCAAUCCGCUACUCUCCUCACACUCGUCACGGCCCUAAUUGACUGCCCUGUCAAUACGCGCACAUUUGAAGACCUGGAUGGCCUACUCACCGUGACAUCGCUGUUCAAGCAGCGUGCUACAUCUCGAGAGGUCAAACUCAAACUCGUCGAGUUCUUAUACUUCUACCUUAUGCCCGAAACUCCCAUAUUGAGCCCAAAUACAGGCAUCGGCGCAAAUUCCAGUGCCAUUGCCAGUCCAACAGCGUUGCAACGCAUCCCGAGUAAAAUGCCUUCGCGGCCACAGAGCUCGCAUACGAAUGCGUCUGGGCCAACUAGCAAGGUACUUCGCGAUACACGGACAACAGACGAGAAGCAAGCUCUCUUGGGUCGCUAUCUGAAUAAUGUUGAGGACCUCGUCGAGGAUCUCAAGGAAACGGCUCCGUUCGGCGCGACGGUAUAUUAA